AUGGUUACCUCGGACGACUCCGAUUCAGAAUUCUUCCAAGAAAAUUGCACUGCUAGUUGCGGUACCUCCAAAAAAGCAAUCUUUAAACAAAUUGUCACAAACAACAUUCCAGAUACAAUUCAUAAAAUUCAUCAGGCAGCAUAUCAUAAGGUAGACAAAACGCACAUUAAAGUUCCGAUUGUAAAAAAACUGAAAGAGAAAACAACAACAAAGAGACCGUCAUCAGCAGCUCACCAAGCUGCUCAGGAAGUAAAUGCAGUUUUGGAAGAACAUGAAAAACAGCAAAAGCAAGCCGAAAUGAUGGAAACUAUUGUCGAUGAUAUAAGUAAAUGUAAUGAUGACGCUGACUCCAUUGGUUCCGCUUCCGAUCUAAGGACAGAAGAUGACUUCUUCGAUGAGAAUCAUGUAAGUCAUAUAUCCCGAAAUAAUUGUAAAUUAAAACGACCCGAUUUGGACGGCGUAAGCGAAAGCGUGAAGACUUGCAGCUCAUCCGCAUACCAUGCCGAAUGUGAAUCGGUAACGACACACGAAGAUGAUAGUAGCCGCGUAGUGGUAAAAGUGCGUAUGCGAAAAAAAGACAGAAACUCUUGUGCUGCUUCCGCAAAUGAAGCCUUAGCUGUUGCAUCUGCCCUUUCGGACUUGAGCUGUGAACAAGAUGAACAUCCUUCAGAAUUCCUCAAUGCGUUUGGCGAUAAACCUCUACUUUUGGAUGACGAAUUAGACUAUGGCUCAGAGGAGACAGACUCUGCCUCCAAAUCUAUACCAAACGCUCACAUCGAUACCAACAUAAAUACAUUCGAAGAAAGUAACGCUCUUAAAAUUGUUGUUAAUUGCAAAGACCAAGACGAACUAGAUGUUUUUGCAAUGGCACCGUUCAAUAAAAAAGAAAUUGGGAAUAUCAAAAAGAAACUACAUGGCAAAUAUAGCUCCAGGAAAAAAUCUAUUGACACAGUUGCAGGGAAUAUUCCGGACUCAAGUACGGAAAUGUGGACAUCGACGCCCAUUAAAUGUUUUGUUAAAACAAGUGAAAAAGAUGGUCCAACCAUUGUUUCGGGCCCAGACCAAGUUUUAGACAAUUUUAAUGAACCUGUCUUUAACCCUUUCGAAUAUGUUGAUAACAAACAACGUAGUAACAACAUUCAUAAGGAAGUACAAAGCUCAUCUCUUUACGGAACAGUAAAAGUCAUUUCAAAUAAUCCUGUUGAACCCUUGAACUCGGUAUGCCCUAAAAGCAAUUUUUUUGAAUCGGAUCCAUUCAUCAGAAGUGCAGAAGAGUGUAGCAAAAAGAAAAAUAUGAAUCUAUACAAUCCUAAAGUAAAUAUCUAUAAAAGUUCUAAUACCACUAAAGAAGUCGGAACGGAUCCAACAGCUCAACUUGUAACUGCUAACUCUUCCAUUAUUAUAAAUAAAACACCGGAACCAUAUAACGUGUCUAAGGAGGGCAGCAUUGUUACCAGGGCUCUAGCACCACAUAGUGGGUUGCCUGUAAAUGAGAAAAAAGAUCCACCUCCAUACGCCAAUGUGCCUAUAUUCCAACCAAAUAAGUCUUCACAUGUUGAGCUUCCACAAAGGCAAACUGUGGUAAAUAGUUCCUUAGGUACGCCAGAACUCCUAACGGGUUGUACUCCAUAUCCAUUGGAAACAUGCUAUAAUGAUGAUCAAACUAUUCUCCCUAUAGCAGACAAAACGUUGGUGCAAGUUACAGAAGAACGUAUGUCAGAAUAUCCAAAUAAAUAUGAAAAAUUACGUAGCAACGAAAUGGUUACCUCGGACGACUCCGAUUCAGAAUUCUUCCAAGAAAAUUGCACUGCUAGUUGCGGUACCUCCAAAAAAGCAAUCUUUAAACAAAUUGUCACAAACAACAUUCCAGAUACAAUUCAUAAAAUUCAUCAGGCAGCAUAUCAUAAGGUAGACAAAACGCACAUUAAAGUUCCGAUUGUAAAAAAACUGAAAGAGAAAACAACAACAAAGAGACCGUCAUCAGCAGCUCACCAAGCUGCUCAGGAAGUAAAUGCAGUUUUGGAAGAACAUGAAAAAAAGCAAAAGCAAGCCGAAAUGAUGGAAACUAUUGUCGAUGAUAUAAGUAAAUGUAAUGAUGACGCUGACUCCAUUGGUUCCGCUUCCGAUCUAAGGACAGAAGAUGACUUCUUCGAUGAGAAUCAUGUAAGUCAUAUAUCCCGAAAUAAUUGUAAAUUAAAACGACCCGAUUUGGACGGCGUAAGCGAAAGCGUGAAGACUUGCAGCUCAUCCGCAUACCAUGCCGAAUGUGAAUCGGUAACGACACACGAAGAUGAUAGUAGCCGCGUAGUGGUAAAAGUGCGUAUGCGAAAAAAAGACAGAAACUCUUGUGCUGCUUCCGCAAAUGAAGCCUUAGCUGUUGCAUCUGCCCUUUCGGACUUGAGCUGUGAACAAGAUGAACAUCCUUCAGAAUUCCUCAAUGCGUUUGGCGAUAAACCUCUACUUUUGGAUGACGAAUUAGACUAUGGCUCAGAGGAGACAGACUCUGCCUCCAAAUCUAUACCAAACGCUCACAUCGAUACCAACAUAAAUACAUUCGAAGAAAGUAACGCUCUUAAAAUUGUUGUUAAUUGCAAAGACCAAGACGAACUAGAUGUUUUUGCAAUGGCACCGUUCAAUAAAAAAGAAAUUGGGAAUAUCAAAAAGAAACUACAUGGCAAAUAUAGCUCCAGGAAAAAAUCUAUUGACACAGUUGCAGGGAAUAUUCCGGACUCAAGUACGGAAAUGUGGACAUCGACGCCCAUUAAAUGUUUUGUUAAAACAAGUGAAAAAGAUGGUCCAACCAUUGUUUCGGGCCCAGACCAAGUUUUAGACAAUUUUAAUGAACCUGUCUUUAACCCUUUCGAAUAUGUUGAUAACAAACAACGUAGUAACAACAUUCAUAAGGAAGUACAAAGCUCAUCUCUUUACGGAACAGUAAAAGUCAUUUCAAAUAAUCCUGUUGAACCCUUGAACUCGGUAUGCCCUAAAAGCAAUUUUUUUGAAUCGGAUCCAUUCAUCAGAAGUGCAGAAGAGUGUAGCAAAAAGAAAAAUAUGAAUCUAUACAAUCCUAAAGUAAAUAUCUAUAAAAGUUCUAAUACCACUAAAGAAGUCGGAACGGAUCCAACAGCUCAACUUGUAACUGCUAACUCUUCCAUUAUUAUAAAUAAAACACCGGAACCAUAUAACGUGUCUAAGGAGGGCAGCAUUGUUACCAGGGCUCUAGCACCACAUAGUGGGUUGCCUGUAAAUGAGAAAAAAGAUCCACCUCCAUACGCCAAUGUGCCUAUAUUCCAACCAAAUAAGUCUUCACAUGUUGAGCUUCCACAAAGGCAAACUGUGGUAAAUAGUUCCUUAGGUACGCCAGAACUCCUAACGGGUUGUACUCCAUAUCCAUUGGAAACAUGCUAUAAUGAUGAUCAAACUAUUCUCCCUAUAGCAGACAAAACGUUGGUGCAAGUUACAGAAGAACGUAUGUCAGGUUUGUUACCAAACCAAGAAGAAGCGAUUUUUUCUCCAUCUAACGAUAUUGCUUAUGUUGACCCACGGGAAUUAAAAAGUUGUACCAUUGUUACUACAGCCACAUUGCCGGCGACAAAGCAAAAUGAGAAAAAGUCUAAUUUUGUUGCAAGAACUGUGCCUACAAAAUUUUACAAAAAGGUUUCUUCCGAUUAUUUACAUUCGAGUUUUAACACGAAAGAUUCAGCUUCAAACGUAAGCGUUAUUUCUUCAAAGCAAAAGCAUCAGCGUUCUCCAAAGUAUAAAGCACAUACCAAUGAGUGUGACGAUGAUGGAACAGGGAACAUAAUUCCAAACAUCACUGCAAAUUUACAAAAGAAUACGCUUUCUUCUUCAGCUAUUCCCUUUAAUCCAGCUUCAAAUUCGGCUAAGACGGGCUUUAGUAAUAUGUCAUUUGAGGAUUUUCCAUCUGAUAAUGAAACAGAAGGAACGCCCACAAAAACUGCCCUGCCAUUUGAAGUUCUGCGCCAAAACAAAAUUUCUCUGGAUGCAGACAAAAAUUUGGUUCUCUAAAGCGACGUAGUAAUUUGUUUUCCUAGAAAACUGCUACAUGUUUCAGCUUAUGAUCACAGAAACCCUCAUAAAAUCUAAAAACACAAACAUUAGAUAUAACAUUCCAAACGGCCUUAAUACCAUUGCAUACUUUAACAUUUUCUGUUGAUCUUAAUAUAUAUAUAUAAAAACAUGCUCAUUGUUGAAAAUAUGGAAAAGGAUGUACGUUUCCGUAAAAGCUUAAACGAGUGCAACUCUUUAAAUGUUUAUUUAUUUUUAUACGAUCUGGUAUUGUAGUAAGAAACAAGCUGACUUGCUUCAUACAGCAAAUUAUGAGUAUGUUUCCUAAAAGAAGCAAUAUAAAAUGUAGCCACAGUGCUGACAUUCUGUUAAAAAAAUACUUAUUUGUCGACUUAGGGGAAGUAAAUUAUAGAAACAAUAUGCUACGCUCUAGCAACAAAUCUUACCAUAAAUUUCUACACAAAAUAUUUAUAAAAACUUGGAAUUUAUAACAUUAGCAGCUCUAUAUAAAUCAUUUAAACUUUAUCAUUAAUAUAAAUUAUAUUAUCACAUCAUGUUGUGGUGUAAUAUGUACCCAUUACGACCUAAUCGCUAACUAAAAUUCUGCGAAGUUAGGCUAAAGAAGCCUGGCACCUUUUGAUGGAAUUUAAUAAAGUUAUUUUUCUUGUAUCGUGUCCUUGCGGUCUUCAAUAAUAAAUACGCUAAAUAAUGAGGGCGUAUAAAAAAAGAUGGAAAGGUCGACCAAAAAUAUUUUUUAUUCAUGCUUUUAUUUAUACAGAGAUAACAGAGUAAUUAUCUCACAUUUUAUUAUUGAAUUUAACAACACAUAUAGUAUAUUAUUUAUCAUUGUCUAAGCAUUAUAAAUGUAACGUUGUUUUGACACAUUUGUUUCGUUUAUGUUAAUUAAAACUCAAAUAAAUAUUAUGUUUAACCAAAA
This is a messenger RNA of Musca domestica (house fly), 4966 nucleotides long. RefSeq lists its product as uncharacterized. The transcript has 2 exons. Bases 1 to 4029 code for a protein of 1342 amino acids. The record is from RefSeq and is a predicted model, not a curated record. NCBI's taxonomy places the organism in Eukaryota, Metazoa, Arthropoda, Insecta, Diptera, Muscidae.